Molecule: messenger RNA, 2092 nt
Organism: Closterium sp. NIES-67
Lineage: Eukaryota; Viridiplantae; Streptophyta; Zygnematophyceae; Desmidiales; Closteriaceae
Source: the annotation of a GenBank genome assembly
CCUGAGACACCGACACCGCACCACCAGAAGGAAACCAAAACCCCAAGCCCCUCGCUCUUCCUGUCCCUUGAAAUUGCCGAGCCAGCCUCAGCAACAUUUGCUUCCAAGUUUCUCCAGCCCCAGCCUUCCCAGCUCAGAUCAAACAAAUCCAUCCUGAUCUGGUUUCCAGUUUCUGGCUGCUCCUUGGAUCACCUGAUAGCCUUCUAUCUCCGUUCUGAGCUGAAGGCCUGACAUCCGACGCGGUCUGUGCAGAAGCUUAUAGUACUAUUGUACGAUAAUACCGAUAGUUCCUUAGUCCGAUCUGCUGAAAGUGGUCUGUGAUCAAGCAAGUUGAAGAUGCUCGACAUUAACUUGUUCCGAGCGGAGAAAGGCGGGAAUCCAGAGAUAAUUCGCGAGUCGCAACGGCGAAGAUAUGCGAAAGUGGAGCUGGUUGACGAAGUGAUCGCUCUGGACAAAGAAUGGCGGGAAUGCCAAUUCCAGCUGGAUCAGCUUCGAAAGGAUUUUAACAAGGCAAACAAGGAAGUCGCCGCUAAGAAGAUCGCGAAGCAAGAUGCGACGGAGGAGAUCGCCAAGGUGAAGUCGAUCGACGAGGCGAUCAAGGCCAAGGCGGUGGAGGUGGAGGAGAAGCGCAAGGAGGUGGACGCGCGAGUGAAGAUCAUCGGCAACUUGGUGCACGACUCCGUGCCCGUGAACGACGACGAGGACCACAACGCCGUGAUCCGCACGUGGGGCGAGCCCCGCACGGACGAGGGGGUCAAGCACAACCAUGUGGAUCUGGUCCAUAUGCUGGACAUUGCAGAUCUGGACAGAGGCGCCAGCACGGCCGGGGGCCGCGGGUACUACCUCAAGGGCAUGGGCGUGAUGCUGAACCAGGCGCUCAUCAGCUUCGGCCUCUCGUUCCUCGUGCAGCGGCAGUUCACGCCGCUCCACACGCCUUUUUUCAUGCGCAAGGAGGUCAUGGCGGAGUGCGCGCAGCUCGCGCAAUUUGAUGAAGAGUUGUACAAGGUGUCGGGAGAGGGCGAGGACAAGUACCUGAUUGCCACGUCGGAGCAGCCUCUCUGCACGUACCACCGAGGGGAGUGGCUCGACCCCAAGGCUCUCCCUCUUAGAUACGCGGGGUACUCCACGUGUUUCCGCAAGGAGGCAGGGUCGCACGGUCGCGACACGCUGGGCAUUUUCCGCAUCCACCAGUUUGAGAAGGUCGAGCAGUUCGCCAUCACCAGCCCCAACGGCAAUGACUCGUGGGAGAUGCACGAAGAGAUGCUCAAGAACUCGGAGGACUUUUACCAGAAGCUGGGCCUGCCCUACCGUGUGGUGGCCAUUGUCUCUGGUGCGCUCAACGACUCGGCGGCCAAGAAGUAUGACCUGGAGGCGUGGUUCCCAGCGUCCAAAACCUUCCGCGAGCUCGUGUCCUGCUCCAACUGCACGGAUUACCAGGCCAGGCGCCUGGAGAUCAGAUACGGCCAGAAGAAGAUGAACGAGACAACGAAGCACUACGGCCACCUGCUCAACAGCACCCUGACUGCCACAGAGCGCACCAUCUGCUGCAUCCUCGAGACCUAUCAGACGGAGACAGGUGUCACCGUGCCAGAGGUCCUUCGCCCCUUCAUGAUGGGUGUGGAUUUCAUCCCCUUUGUAAACAGCCCCCCUAGUGCACCGGCGGAAAAGAAAGCUGCCAAGGCAGGUGGGAAAAAGGAGAAGGGGGGUGGAGGAAAGAAAGCAGAAGCCCCAGCAGCAGCAGCAGCAGCAGAAGGGACAGCGGCUGCUGUGAAAGAAGCUGCAGAUAAGCUAGCAACAGCUGCUAUUGAUGGGGAGAAGUAAGCAGAUUCAACACCUUGUUGACUUCAGUUUGCAAGAUGCCUAGUUUCUGGUCUGUGGACCAUACAAUGAUUUUCUUUAUAGAAGGGCGCUCUGUGUCUGGAAUGGAUGCUGCACCAGAAUCAGGUUACGGCAGUAAAGAGGUCGAGAUGCAGGGAAACACCCCAAGUCUCAAUUCGUUGUGAUUCUACUGACGCUGUUUCGUUUUCUUGUAAGGGGCUGCAGACUUUGUACUGGUGGUACUGAGCAUUUCAAAUAGUGUUUCAAAUAGUAC